UCAACCAGUCAUACUCCAUAAUAAUGGAAGUUGCAUGUUGUAAUUCAGGAAUGUAUAAUUUUAACUUUAGUGUCCCUUUUGUUGUGAAUUUUGUAGAGUUGCUUCCUGUCUAAAUAUAAAAUAUAUUUUUUUUUUUUUAUAUUAGGGAGCGCUUCAUGUCAAUGAUACGAGUGUAUGAUUUCCACCCAUCUGAUGUUUUUCAACCAAAAGGAAAACGUACUAUUUAUUUACUGAGUGGGAUUGUCAACUUCUUCCAGUUCAGGGAUCAUCAGAAAGAAGGUUACACUAAAAUGUGCAAUAGCCAUAAAAUAGAGGUUGAAAAUGUUCUGCAGCUUCAGAAAGCAAAUCAGGAAGCGGAGGGUAAAAUAAAGAAGCUCACAACCGUUCCCCCAGAGCAACAGGCAGAAUUUAAAGCGCUCUCCUCAGAGAUCCAUGAUCUGGAGCAGAAAAUCCUGGAAUAUCGCGUUAAAGAUGCAUCAUUCCAAGAAAAAAUGGGGCAGCGGAAAACUGAAUUUGCUGAGAAGAACAAGAAACUGGUGAGUUAUGUGCCUGGCUGA
Molecule: messenger RNA, 557 nt
Organism: Bombina bombina (fire-bellied toad)
Lineage: Eukaryota; Metazoa; Chordata; Amphibia; Anura; Bombinatoridae
Product: kinetochore protein Nuf2-A
Exons: 5
Coding region: 156-557 (133 amino acids)
Cellular component (GO): Ndc80 complex; kinetochore
Source: RefSeq, a predicted model, not a curated record